AUGGGGCAGGAAAAUAGUAAGCAGACCUUUGAAGAGUCACUUGCAGAGAGACUAAAAAACAAAGGUGUUAAGGUGGAACUACAACAAGUACAGAGGUUCUUACAGUUUGUUGAGGAAUUGUGUCCCUGGUUUCCUGAGUAUGGGAAGCUGAAUGAGGAUUCCUGGGAGAGAGUUAGGGUUGAAAUACAAAAAUACUAUGAAAAACAGGGGCCAGAAAAUGUUCCUGUGGAAGCCCUUGGGCUGUGGGCAUUAAUCUGGGAUAAUUUAGAUCCUAACCCUGAAAAGCAGGAGGGGUCCUUCCCUAAGGCAGAGGAGGUAGAGACAAAACCCUCUGCUCCGCCAGCAGAACCUGAAAACCCUUGUACAGCACCGAUUAAACAGGGUCCGGUUUCUCUUGGCCUUGACGAUAAGUUUAAGGAACAAAAAUCUUGGAAUAAGACAAGGGAGGAACUGAAAAACUUGAAAAGCCUAGUGACUUCUCUUACUCAAAAAAUAGAAACUCUCCAAGUCUCUCCUCUUCCCUCUGUAGGGGUGGAACUAGACUCACCUGAGGAGGCCUCUUUUAGAAUGGAAAAGUCACCUGUAAUUGCCAUAGCACAGAGAUCCUCUGAGGCAAUGCGAACCCUCUCUGUCAAAGCUACAUCUCCUCUUCAAGCUAGCCUCCGGGAAGCUGCUAGUAAAGGGGAAGAAAUUCAAGGCUUUCAAAUGUUUCUGGUCCUGGAAGAGCAGGACCGUCAGGGUAAUAUCUUAAGAGUGCAUGUUCCCAUUCCUUUCAAACAGCUUAAGGAGUUAAAAACAGCAUGUAGUCAAUAUGGCCCAACUGCUCCUUUUACAACAGCAUUGCUAGAAAGCCUGGCUUUAGAAGUUUUGCCCCCGGGUGAUUGGAAACAAAUGGCCCGAGCAUGUCUAUCUGGAGGUGACUAUCUGCUGUGGAAAAGUGAGUUCGUGGAACAGUGUCAGGCCACAGCUGAAAUAAAUCGGGCACAACAGAUCCCUAUCACCUUUGAUAUGCUCGCUGGGGAAGGCCCUUAUCGAGAAACAGGUCAACAGUUAAACUUUGAUAUAGCGGUGUAUGCUCAGGUUCAGGCCGCUGCCAAAAGGGCUUGGAAUAUGCUUCCAUCAUCAGGAAGACAAACUGAGGAUUUGUCCAAGAUAAGGCAAGGGCCUGAUGAGUUAUUUCAAGAUUUUGUUUCCAGAUAA
Molecule: messenger RNA, 1200 nt
Organism: Peromyscus leucopus (white-footed mouse)
Lineage: Eukaryota; Metazoa; Chordata; Mammalia; Rodentia; Cricetidae
Product: endogenous retrovirus group K member 113 Gag polyprotein-like
Exons: 1
Coding region: 1-1200 (399 amino acids)
Biological process (GO): viral process
Molecular function (GO): structural molecule activity
Source: RefSeq, a predicted model, not a curated record